Parathielavia appendiculata is the source of this 1071-nucleotide messenger RNA. RefSeq lists its product as uncharacterized. The record is from RefSeq and is a predicted model, not a curated record. Gene Ontology annotation, molecular function: protein heterodimerization activity. The coding region runs from base 1 to 1071 and encodes 356 amino acids. Lineage: Eukaryota; Fungi; Ascomycota; Sordariomycetes; Sordariales; Chaetomiaceae. The transcript is spliced from 2 exons. Gene Ontology annotation, biological process: transcription initiation at RNA polymerase II promoter. Gene Ontology annotation, cellular component: transcription factor TFIID complex.
AUGUCGGCCGAUUCACGAAAGCGACCGGCCGAGGUCAGCGAAAAUGGCUCCGUUUCCAAACGACAGCGCCUUCAGUCGCCGUACACCAUACUCUCGGUGGGACAAACAGGGUUUUCUCCGUACUCCUCAGUUGCGGCGACGGUCGAUGAGCUUGGGAAAAAGGGUUUGCGGCGUGGCAUUGCCCUCGCCCUGCAGAAGGUCGGCUUUGGAAGCGCCGAACCUGAGGCCAUGGAGAGCUUCACCCUGAUGGCAGAGACCUACUUGACCUCCCUCGCCGAAGAUGUCAGGACGUUCAUGAACACGGCCCGGCGACCUUACCCGAUCCCCAGCGACUUUGACCUGGCGCUCAGCCGCUUCAACUUGACCAAGUCAUCACUCGAGCCUCACAUAAAACCUCCCAUUCGCAAAUCGAAACGGCGACCCGCUUGGGAGCCCCUCACAAUCAACGACCCGCUCGACGGCGACCUCCCCAUCCUCGGCAACGAGUUGGACGGUGCGCCCGAGAAGGCAGCAAAGCAGUACAUACCCGGCUCCUUCCCCGCCUUCCCAAGCAUACACACAUUCAAACACACGCCGGAGGACGUCGCCGCCGUUACCGUGUCGGAGGACUGGGGCGCUUUCAACCCGGACGCCGCCUCGCAGACGCUGGACGGAUCGCAGACGCAACCGCAACCAGUACCGCAGCGGCCGCUCCCGCUGGACGAGAUCCCGCACGGCGACCCUAAGAAGGUCCGCGAGGCGGCGGCGAAGGAGGCCAAGGCGGGAGAGGGGGCGCUGAGGCGGCUGAUGCGCGCGUCCAAGAUUGCCAAGCAGAAGGAGGUGUGGUCCGCCGCGCAGCGGCAGCCCGUGCGGCGCGAGCGCUACAACCUGUGGGAGGCGGCCAUGCGCGAGUUGAUUGAGGACGAGACCAGGUUCCGGGGGAAGGAGUUGGCGUCGUCGGCCCUGCAUGGCGACAAGGGCCGGUUUGAGAUUGCCGAUCAUAGCAUGAUCGUGAACUGGGAGAAGAGGUGCUGUCGCCAGGACCUUCCGCGCACGGGCGUCAGGAAGGCUACUUCAGGGCAUGGCGGUUGA